Arthroderma uncinatum is the source of this 2172-nucleotide messenger RNA. Its product is annotated as oligopeptidase. Bases 1 to 2172 code for a protein of 723 amino acids. Lineage: Eukaryota; Fungi; Ascomycota; Eurotiomycetes; Onygenales; Arthrodermataceae. The record is from RefSeq and is a predicted model, not a curated record. The transcript has a single exon. Gene Ontology annotation, molecular function: serine-type endopeptidase activity. Gene Ontology annotation, biological process: proteolysis.
AUGCCUUCAGAUAUCCCCAGUAUCAUAUCAUUGACCGUUUCUAGAGUUCUCUUGAGCGCACCGCGCCGCUCGGCAUGUAUCCCAAACCCUGCAGGGACGCUCAUUGCGUAUACGCAGUCAACAUAUAGCUUCGAGUCACACUCAUCCCAUACCGAGCUUAUUGUUUUAGAUGUUGCUUCGAGGAAAACUAGAGUCCUCACCAAUUCCUACAGCGGCAGUCCACAAUGGCUUGACGAUAGUCAAUUGAUAUGGCUCAAGGAAGAAAGCAAUGGAAACACAACCUUUAUGGUCACCGAGGUCUCGGGGGACUCGAAGCCUUACGUUGCUGGAGUGACUCCCGGUACUGUGUCAAAUCUUAAGGUCACCCGGCUUUCAAAGGAUCAAUUCGCCUUUGCUGUUAGUGGCAAGGCAAAUCUGGACGGAACUCUCUACAAUCCAUCCAAUGUGAAAAAGCCAGUGAGCACCGGCAAGAUUUACACCUCUCUAUUUGUGAGGCACUGGGACGAGUAUACCCAGGGUGAGAAGCACACUAUUUGGGUGGGAACCCUGUACAAGUCCCCAUUUGCCGGUACUGGGUCGUCUCAAUAUACCAUCUCAGGCUUGAAGAACGUUUUCAGGCUUUUCAACCUUCCACAGCGUGUCGAAUCGCCAAUUUUGCCCUUUGGCGGGUCUGACCAUUUUGAUAUUUGCCCCAAAGGAGUUGUGUUCGUCAGCAAGGACCCGUCACUUAACGAUGCCCUUCACACGAAAUGUGUCUGCUACAUCUGCCCAAUGCCUCUCGCCGCUUGGACCGAGUCUAUCAGCCCUAUGGAAGCAAAGGUGGUAACAGCGGCUUCGCUCGAGGGAGCUUUAACCUCUCCUGUGAUCUCCCCGGUCAACAACACCCUAGCUUUCCUUGCCAUGCGAGAAGACGGAUAUGAAUCGGACAAGAACAGAAUCAUUGUCGCUAGAGGUGUGUUUGAUCAGCAAUCAGAGCCAAUCCAGCUAUUUGCCAACGAGGAUAACACGGGCGCAUGGGAUCGCAGCCCUAGCUCGUUGGCGUGGGCCUACGAUGAUUCUUCACUUAUAAUUAAGGCAGAAGACACUGGACGUGGCCUUGUAUUCCAAGUACCAGUGGGUGAUGAAAAAGCAUUAACCACAGCCAACUUACUCAACAUUUCCUCUACUGGAUCUGUUGUGGACGUAGCUUCCACCCCCAGAGGCCUUUUCCUCUCAAGCAGCAGUCUUGUGGAAAGUAGCUUAUAUUCCCUGGUGGAACCCAAACACCAAGGAGAAGCCAGAGAAAUUUCUUCAGCUACCCAAAAUGGCACCUCCUUUGGUCUCUCGCCCUCCCAGGUGGGUGAGACUUGGUGGAAAGGAGCCAACGACCACCCUGUGCAUGCCUGGGUGAUUAAACCCUCCAACUUUAAGCCAAACGAAAAGUAUCCUCUUGCCUUCCUUGUCCACGGUGGGCCACAGGGAGCAUGGAACGAUCAAUGGAGCACUAGAUGGAAUCCUCUUAUCUUCGCAGAGCAAGGCUACGUCGUUGUCACUCCAAACCCAACGGGAAGCACAGGAUAUGGCCAAGCAUUUACUGAUGCUAUCCAAGGGUCCUGGGGUGGCCUGCCUUACGAAGAUCUCGUCAAAUGCUUCGAACACAUUGAAAAGAACCUUACAUUCGUGGACACAGACCGUGCUGUUGCCCUUGGUGCCUCUUAUGGUGGAUUCAUGAUGAACUGGAUUCAGGGUCAUGAACUUGGAAGGAAAUUCAAAGCCCUAGUUACCCACGACGGCAUUUUCAGCACCAAGUUCUCCCUCGCGGCUGAAGAGCUAUACUUCCCUAUCCAUGAUCUUAACGGAAUAUAUUGGAAGAACCCCGAAAGCUGGCAGAAGUGGGAUCCAUCUGAGUUUAUCAAUGAAUGGAAGACACCUCACCUCGUCAUCCACAGCGAACGUGACUACCGUCUUACUAUUGCCGAAGGCCUUGCCCUUUUCAACAGUCUUCAAUUGCGCGGUGUGGAGAGCGCCCUCUUGACGUUCCCAGACGAGAACCAUUGGGUAAUCAAAGCUGAGAAUUCCCUGGUUUGGCACAGAGCAGUGAUCAACUGGAUCAAUAAAUAUGCAGGGCUUCCUCUAUGGCUUGACAAGGAUGGGAAUAACUGUUUCCCUGAAGACAUGACUCCACAGAAGUAG